Bombyx mandarina (wild silkworm) is the source of this 2925-nucleotide messenger RNA. Its product is annotated as epidermal growth factor receptor kinase substrate 8. Gene Ontology annotation, molecular function: actin binding. Gene Ontology annotation, biological process: Rho protein signal transduction; regulation of Rho protein signal transduction. The record is from RefSeq and is a predicted model, not a curated record. Lineage: Eukaryota; Metazoa; Arthropoda; Insecta; Lepidoptera; Bombycidae. Gene Ontology annotation, cellular component: plasma membrane.
GUGCCGCCGCGGCCUCUUCCAGUGCGUACCGAAUCGCCGCUGAAGCGCGAGCUGCCGUCGCGAGUGUUGUGCAUAACCACGAGUUGCGGGUGCGGUGACAUUAACGUAUUUUCGGAAUCAAGGCCAAACAGUAGCACGAGCGAGAUGAGCAUCUAACCGAAGUAUUCAACAAGAAAUGGCGAUGCGUGGAGCUGGGGUGGCUGGGAGCGGUACCUCUCGGUCCCGGGGGGAAGCUCAGCGAACCCUGGACGAGUUUGAUGAGCUAGCAGGCAUACGAGGGGGUGAGGGAGGAGAGCGGUCAGUCUACGUGCUGGAACACCUGGCCACCUUCACAGUGACUAGAGAGACGGGGAUUGUCUACCCCGCGGACGGCAUGAGGAGGCUGCUGCAGCUGGAGAAAACCAAUGGAAUUUGGAGCCAAAAGAUGCAAUUGUCUUUGGAAGGACAGUGGGUUCUGGUUAUGGAUUACGAAACUGCUUCAGUGAUGGAGCGGUUUCCGGCUUCGUGGGUUCAUUCACCCACCGCAUUCACGUCUCCAGAACCAGCUGAGCUCUACAACAACGUGCUCGCCUUCGUAGUGGGAGCUCCUGCGUCACCGGCAGCCGGCUCCCACCAGGAGGGGAGGAGAGAGCUACAUAUAUUCCAGUGCCAUGACGUCAGCGCGCAGACACUCGUGGAAGAGCUUAACGCUCUAAAGGGUGUCGGUCGAGACGGUUCCGCUGACGGAGGCCGCGACUUCAUUAUCGAGCGGGAGCGGGAGCGCGAGCGAGAAACAGAAAGCGACAGACCUCAGAGACAACAAAUGUCCGCGCAAUUGGGCCGCGACAGAGAAAGAGAAAGGGAUAGAGACAGAGACCGUAGCGGCUCCGGGGGCGAAAGAGACGACGCGUCUUCCACAGGCUCCGAGCGUCUAUACGAACAAGACAUCGCCAUAUUGAACCGUUGCUUCGACGACAUAGAGAAGUUCAUAGCAAGAUUACAGCAUGCGGCUGCAGCUUCAAGGGAGUUGGAGAGGAGGAGAAGAUCCCGAGGAGGCAAGCGAGCGGCGGCUGGUGAAGGAAUGCUCGCAAUGAGAACCCGUCCUCCGCCGGAGCGCGAUUUUGUCGAUGUCCUGCAGAAAUUUAAGCUGUCCUUCAAUCUGUUGGCACGUUUGAGAGCUCAUAUCCAUGACCCCAACGCUCCGGAGUUGGUUCAUUUCUUGUUCACGCCGCUGGCGCUUAUUGUGGACGCAGCACAGGACGUCGCCGACGGCCGUCUUCCAGCUAGGGUUGUGCAACCUCUCCUCACGAGGGAGGCCUUGAACCUUCUGGCGAAUUGCGUGACAAGCAAAGAAACUGAACUGUGGCACUCAUUAGGAGACGCUUGGCUGAUACCCAGGGAGCAAUGGAAAACACAGAUACCACCAUAUCAACCAGUUUUCAUGGAUGGGUGGACUCCAGAUUACCAAGUCGAUGACCAACCUUUACGCAGGUCAUCGCCCAGACGCAGCGAGCUGGGCAGGGGUACAAUGGAACGGGGCGUGGAAAGGAGCGAGGGCGGGCAGGUGGCGGGUUUCACGUUCGAACGAGAGGAACCCGAGAUAUACAACGAGCAAUACGCUCCGUUCGCCAGAAAUAACUUGAGACCACCAAUCGGCCGCGAAGAUUCGGGCUCCGCUGCCUCAUCGCCCGACAGAGAGCCUCCGUAUCGCCCCGCAGACCGAGAUGAAGCAGAUUUGGGUGAAGCGUGGGCCCGGGGCGUUGCGGCCCGGGGAGGCCGCGUUGUGCGCGUCACCUACCCUCGCACUGCAAAUAACGAUAAAGAAUUAACUGUCGUUAGGGGAGAGUAUUUAGAGGUUCUAGACGAUUCGAGAAAAUGGUGGAAGGCACGUAACAGACGCGGCGUGUCAGCACACGUGCCACACACCAUCGUGGCUCCCGCGUUUUCCCCGCCUUCGUCACCACACCUAUACCCUAAUCCGAUAUACACACAUUACCAGGAUGGAGGGGGGAGAGCGUCGGGCGGCAGCAGUCCCACUGCGGCACCGGAGAGACCAGCGCCAAAGAUUGAGGCGGCAGCUCCACCGCCCCCGCCGCCGCCUCCUCCACCCCCGGAGCCGCCAUCACCGCCACCCAUCAAAUCUGAUACUUUGAAAUCCACCAAAUCGAUAAUGAGCACUGGCGGCAGUCUCCACGAUGAACUGAAGCUAGUACUGCCCCAGAUACAGCAAAGAAGAAACAAACUCGACAUCAAGAAGACUCCAGAUAUAUUCAUUGAUCAGAAAUCGAAUCCGGACGAGGUUGUGGAAUGGCUCGAAGCAAAGGGUUUCAGCAAUGCCGCCCAACGCCAGCUGAGGAUGUCGGGACACCAGCUAUUCGCGCUGUCCAGAUCUCAGCUGGAGAGGGCACUGGGCCAGGAUGAGGGGAAACGACUGUACAGCCAAAUUUUGGUCCAGAGGAACGUGUCUGGGGUGAGUGGAGUUCACGUACAAGACGACCUCGGCAUCAGAGCUUCAGAGCAUCCUGAGGAAAGUACGAGAGAAAGUCGAAGUCUCAUGAUGGAGUACCUCCCAGGAAUCGACGAAGAUGCAUCCUAUUGUUAAUGUUUAAUUUUAAAACGUAGAUUAGAUUAAGAGUGCCUAUCCAACGGAGUGGAGCUAGCCAGUGUAGCGGAGAAACGCACCCUUAAUUUGACAUUUAAGAGAUGAAAAUGUUUGACUGAAAUUGUUUUUUUCAGUACAUUCUGCGAUUAUACAAAUAUGACUAUAAUUACUUUAAGCUGAAUGUCAUUAAAAUUAGUAGUAAAUAUUACUACUGCAUUUUAUUUUUACUAUUAUUACUAGUAUAGGUAGUAUAUUUAUUAGUAUUAACAAUAGCACGUAAUUUUCUCACAACUGCUAUAGUCCGUUAAAUAUAGCACGAUAUUGGGGACAGUUGUCAUAAAUUC